Loxodonta africana (African savanna elephant) is the source of this 1025-nucleotide messenger RNA. It is a transcript of the gene MRPL19, whose product is annotated as mitochondrial ribosomal protein L19. The record is from RefSeq and is a predicted model, not a curated record. NCBI's taxonomy places the organism in Eukaryota, Metazoa, Chordata, Mammalia, Proboscidea, Elephantidae. Bases 31 to 909 code for a protein of 292 amino acids. The transcript is spliced from 6 exons. Gene Ontology annotation, molecular function: structural constituent of ribosome. Gene Ontology annotation, cellular component: mitochondrial large ribosomal subunit; ribosome. Gene Ontology annotation, biological process: translation.
GGAGUUGUAGUCUCGACCCGAGGAACAGACAUGGCAGCCUGCUUUGCAGGGGGCUGUGGGGCCGCGGUGGGCCUGGCCCGGAGCUUCAGAAGCGCCAGGGUACUGCUCCCUGUACCAGCCUCUGCUGUUUACCGCGCCCACGUGGGGCCGGGACGGCCGCAGAGUACUGGGCCUUCGGGGCCCGGCACGUUCCAGCCACCGCCGAAACCCGUCAUCGUGGACAAGCGCCAGGUCCCGCAGCAGAAGAAGAGGUUCUUGAGUCCUGAAUUCAUCCCUCCAAGAGGAAGAACAAAUCCUCUGAAAUUUCAAAUAGAAAGAAAAGAUAUGUUAGAAAGGAGGAAGGUACUCCACAUUCCAGAGUUCUAUGUCGGAAGCAUACUUCGUGUAACUACAGCAGACCCUUAUGCCAAUGGAAAAAUGAGCGAGUUUCUGGGGAUUUGCAUCCAGAGAUCAGGAAAAGGACUUGGAGCUACAUUUAUCCUUAGGAAUACUAUUGAAGGACAAGGUGUUGAGAUUUGCUUUCAACUUUAUAAUCCCCGAAUUCAGGAGAUCCAAGUGGUCAAAUUAGAGAAACGGCUGGAUGACAGCUUGCUGUACUUAAGAGAUGCCCUUCCUGAAUACAGCACCUUUGAUAGGAACAUGAAGCCAGUAGCACAUGAAUCAGACCAAGAAGUUCCUGUGAAUCAGCUGAAAGUAAAAAUGAAGCCUAAGCCCUGGUCCAAACGCUGGGAACGUCCAAAAUUUAAUGUGAAAGGAAUCCAGUUUGAUCUUUAUUUAACUGAAGAACAAAUGAAAGAAGCUCAGAAGUGGGGUCAGCCUUGGCUUGAGUUCGAUAUGAUGAGGGAAUAUGACACUUCACAAACUGAAGCUGCAAUAUGGGGUGAAAUCGAAGCAUCGAAUAAGUCCUGAUUCUGCGAAUCAGUUUGGUGACUCAGAGGAUACACUGACUCUUCAGAAGAUGUAUUUAGAGGCCAAUUUAAUUUCAUUUAUAAGAACAUAGUCAUUAAAUCAGUAAGCAUUUCAUA